AUGUCGGGAGAGAAAAUCUUCGAGGGCUGUUUCGCCGUUCACAAGCCGCAAGGUAUCACCUCGGCCGACGUCCUCCGCGACCUCCAGCGCCAUUUCAACCCCUCCAAGCUUUUUCAACCAUGGAUUGAGGCUGAGAAAGCUAUCCGCAAGAGAGAGAGCAACUUUCAGAAGAACCGCCGCCGCAAUAAGAACAGGAAAAUCGAAGUGAAGAUUGGGCAUGGCGGAACGCUAGAUCCGCUCGCAACGGGCGUGCUGAUCGCCGGUGUAGGCAAGGGCACCAAGUCGCUGAAUGACUUCUUGGCGUGUACCAAGUCCUACGAGACGGUGGUUCUCUUCGGUGCGGAGACGGACACGUAUGACCGCUUGGGCAAGAUCGUGCGCCGGGCGCCAUACGAGCAUAUUACCCGGGAGGCGGUUGAGAAGGCUCUGGACCAAUUCCGCGGAAAGAUCAUGCAGCGUCCACCUAUCUUUUCGGCUCUGCGAGUCGAGGGAAAGAGGCUAUACGAGUAUGCGCGCGAGGGCAAGAUGCCACCGGUCGAGAUCAAGGCACGGCCUGUGGAGACCGUGGAGUUAAAAAUUGUGGAGUGGUAUGAGCCCGGCACCCAUGAGUACAAGUGGCCCGAGGAAGAGAUGACUGGAGACGAGAGGAUCAUUGCCGAGAAGCUCCUCGACAAGGAGGCUGAGGUGCCGUUGGAAAGCGAAGCUGCAGACCAAGAAGCGUCUUCUGCUAAGCGGAAGACGCCGCCUGCAGCGGACUCGCCCAAAGAAGAAGAUCAGGAAGCUGCUAAGAAGCAAAAGAUCUCAGAGGAUAGCGCCGCCCAAACAGCCGCACCUGAGCCUGCUGCUCCGGAACCUUCCACUGCAGAUGCCCCCUCCGAGCAAACGGAUCAGCCUCGUCCCCCGCCCGCCGCAGUCAAAAUCCAUAUGACCGUCACCUCGGGCUUUUACGUUCGGUCUUUGGCACACGACCUAGGCAAAGCCGUCGGUAGCUGUGGUCUGAUGAGCGAGCUCGUUCGAAGUCGCCAAGCUGAGUUUGAUCUGAAGCCCGAAAAUAUCCUCGAAUACAAGGACUUGGAGCAAGGCGAGGAGGUCUGGGGUCCCAAAGUCCAGAAGUUCCUUGAAAAUUGGGAAAGCAAGAGGGCUGCUAAGGCGGAGGCGGAGGAAAAGGCGAAUUCUCAAUAA
Penicillium daleae is the source of this 1182-nucleotide messenger RNA. Its product is annotated as pseudouridine synthase PUS4. The transcript has 2 exons. Bases 1 to 1182 code for a protein of 393 amino acids. The record is from RefSeq and is a predicted model, not a curated record. Lineage: Eukaryota; Fungi; Ascomycota; Eurotiomycetes; Eurotiales; Aspergillaceae. Gene Ontology annotation, cellular component: mitochondrion. Gene Ontology annotation, biological process: tRNA modification; mRNA pseudouridine synthesis. Gene Ontology annotation, molecular function: pseudouridine synthase activity; RNA binding.